Molecule: messenger RNA, 1625 nt
Organism: Portunus trituberculatus (swimming crab)
Lineage: Eukaryota; Metazoa; Arthropoda; Malacostraca; Decapoda; Portunidae
Product: glycine-rich cell wall structural protein 1.0-like
Exons: 2
Coding region: 146-1279 (377 amino acids)
Source: RefSeq, a predicted model, not a curated record
CUCACUCGUCUUCACUUCUCUUCACGACUAAACAUGAGGGUUCUGUUGGCCUGUGCUGGCGUGGCACUGCUGCUGGGCGUGUGCUGUGGGGCGCCCGACGUGUCCUCUCACUCCACCUUCAACAGAAGCAACGGAAGGAACGGCCAUGGAGGAAACGGAGGAAACAGGCAGAUAUGGCAGCAACGGUGGAAACAACGGCCACAACGGAGACAACGGUGGCUACGGAAGCAACGGAGGACACAACGGCUAUGGCAGCAACGGAGGACACAACGGUUAUGGCAGCAACGGAGGAAACAACGGCCACAACGGAGACAACGGUGGCUACGGAAGCAACGGAGGAAACAACGGCUAUGGCAGCAAUGGAGGACACAACGGCUAUGGCAGCAACGGAGGAAACAACGGCUACGGAAGCAACGGAGGAAACAACGGCUAUGGCAGCACAGGCCACAACGGAGACAACGGUGGCUACGGAAGCAACGGAGGAAACAACGGCUAUGGCAGCACCGGCCACAACGGAGACAACGGUGGCUACGGAAGCAACGGAGGAAACAACGGUUAUGGCAGCAACGGCCACAACGGAGACAACGGUGGCUACGGAAGCAACGGAGGAAACAACGGCUAUGGCAGCAACGGCCACAACGGAGACAACGGAGGCUACGGAAGCAACGGAGGAAACAACGGUUAUGGCAGCAACGGAGGAAACAACGGCUAUGGCAGCAACGGCCACAACGGAGGCAACGGCGGCUACGGGAGCAACGGAGGAACCGCCACUGGUUUUGCUGUCUUUAACCUCGGGGCCCCUCUGAGCAGCGGUUCCAACGGUGGUUCCAAUGGCGGCUAUAGUGGUUCCAACGGUGGUUCCAAUGGCGGCUAUGGUGGUUCCAACGGUGGUUACAACGGAGGGUCCAACGGCGUCCACAGUGGUUCCAACGGCGGCUACGGUGGUUCCAACGGUGGUUACAACGGAGGCUCCAACGGCGUCCACAAUGGUUCCAACGGCGGCUACGGUGGUUCCAACGGUGGUUACAACGGAGGCUCCAACGGCGUCCACAAUGGUUCCAACGGCGGCUACGGUGGUUCCAACGGAGGCUCCAACGGCGUCCACAAUGGUUCCAACGGCGGCUACGGUGGUUCCAACGGUGGUUACAACGGAGGCUCCAACGGCGUCCACAGUGGUUCCAACGGCGGCUACGGUGGUUCCAAUGGCGGGUAUGGUAGCUCCAACAGUGGUUCCAGUGGCGGUUCCAAUGGCGGUACCAGCGGAGUAUAUGGCAAGUAAAACAAACCUUCCCAAAUAAGGAACAUACGACGGGAAGAUGAAUGAGAACGUUCUAUUGUAACCUCCCUCUCUCUCUCUCUCUCUCUCUCUCUCUCUCUCUCUCUCUCUCUUAGAUAAAAGUCAUGCGUUUUAUUAUUUAUAUAUUUAUUUUUGUCUUUAGCUUCCUUCAUUUAUUGUUUCCUUAUCUUCCUUUCUCUCCCUCUCUUCUCUAUGUAUCUAUUUUUUCUGUCUCUCCCCCUCAUGAGUGUGUGUCUGUGUGUACGCCCCUAUGUGUGUACCAAGGCCAGCCGUGUAAACAUUCCCGAUGGCGAACACGAGUCAAUAUUAAAACGAUCUACAAAUUGUG